GAAGCGGGGAGUCGUAUGAGUACAAAAGGACACAUCAUCUGGAUGAUUUAGAGACGCGGGCUAGAGCGAGUGUUCUCCCAAUGGAGACUCAGAAGCAACUCUGGGUCUCUUUUCUGAUCCUUGUGGGUUUUCUACAAGUUAAUGGAGGAUCCAAUAUGCAGAGGUGUGAUUACAAUGUGAAUGGCUCCAUAUUCGAAUAUGGGGCGAAUGCUUUAAAUAAGAGCCUGUACAUUCCUCUGCAUCAGUAUGCUGGGAAGUACAUCCUCAUCGUAAAUGUGGCCACUUUCUGAGGACUCACCUUCCAGUAUGUGGAACUGAAUGCACUUCAUGAUGAACUGAAAGACUUGGGAUUCACCAUUCUCGGAUUUCCUUGCAACCAAUUCGGGCUUCAAGAGCCAGGGAACAACCAUGAAAUCUUGCCAACUCUAAAGUACGUGAGACCAGGCAAUGGGUUUGUUCCAAACUUCCAGCUCUUCGAAAGAGGUGAUGUGAAUGGGUUAAACGAGCAAAAGCUUUUCACCUUCCUGAAGAGUGCCUGCCCACCUGUGGGUGACAGCUUUGGAAACCCCAGCAAGAGACUGUUCUGGGAGCCCUUGAAGAUCAAUGACAUCAAGUGGAACUUUGAAAAGUUUCUGGUGGCUCCGGAUGGGAAGCCUGUGAUGAGGUGGUUUCCCAGGGUGAAUGUUUCUGAAGUCCGAGCUGACAUCUUAAAACACCUCCGUCAGCAGUAUUCCAAACACUAAUCGACUCCUGAAUUGUGAUUGUUUUUUACAAUGGCUCCAUAGAAGUCCUACCCUAUCAAAGUAGUUGAUGUCAGUUUAAGGGAAAUUGUAUUUAAAUAUAAACCAAGUGUUCUAGAUCAGUAUUCUUUACUACUGGUGCUGGAGGCCCACAGAAUGGAGCAGUUCACUUUCUUCCCUAAUCCCACCUGAUUUUAUAAAGGGCUCGAGAAUGAUCUAACUGUCUUAAGUUUGUAGGGAAAAUGCUAAACUGCACAGUGCAGUGGCUCUCCAGCAUUGGCACGUGACUGAUGCUGCUUCAUGCAGAAUGUUCAUGGAGCAGGGUGCACUGGUGGAUCUGGAGACUGGUGUUUCAUGAAGGUGAGGUUUUAAAGCAGACCCUCUGCAAAACCUGACUGGAGGCUGGGUGACCCAGAGCGGUCUUUUAGUGCAUUCAGGCUGCUCUGAGUCUCUGGCACACCCACUCUCCUGAGACAUCUGCCAGCCCUGCUCAAGUCUGUGUGGGUGUCUGAUCAAUAAAGCAUUCAGCAUAA
Messenger RNA from Electrophorus electricus (electric eel), 1273 nucleotides. RefSeq names its product glutathione peroxidase 3 (gene gpx3). Gene Ontology annotation, molecular function: glutathione peroxidase activity. NCBI's taxonomy places the organism in Eukaryota, Metazoa, Chordata, Actinopteri, Gymnotiformes, Gymnotidae. The record is from RefSeq and is a predicted model, not a curated record. Gene Ontology annotation, biological process: response to oxidative stress.